AUGGAUGAACUUAAUGAAACAUUCAUAACACUUGAAGGACAUGUAGAGUUACAUAAAUACAAAUAUCUUUAUUUUGUAUUCAUGCUAACAGCCUAUGUUUGUAUUAUCAUCUGUAAUUUGACUAUUGUGUAUGUUAUAUGGAUGCACAGAAACCUCCAUGAGCCCAUGUACAUAUUAAUUGCAGCUUUGCUUCUGAAUUCCCUUGUUUUCUGCACUAAUAUCUAUCCAAAGCUGCUUUCAGAUUUCUUAUCUGAAAAGCAAAUUGUAUCAUAUUCAUAUUGUUAUAUUCAGUUUUUUCUUUUUUAUUCUUUAAGUGGUUCUGAGUUUUGGUUACUGGCAUUUAUGGCUUAUGAUCGUUAUGUAUCUAUAUGUAAACCUUUACAAUAUGCAACUGUAAUGGGACGAAAAACUGUAAGUAUUUUUCUGAGUUUAGCUUGGCUUGUGCCUGCUAGUGUGACUGGGGUCCAGGUAAUAUUGAGCUCCAAUAUAAAACUCUGUAAACUGAAUUUGAAUGGAAUACUGUGUAACAAUUCAAUAUAUCAUAUGUUCUGUGUGAGUUCAAAGGUGCACAUUGUAUUUGGUGCUCUUUCUGUAGCAGUGACUGCUUUGUUAUCUAUGCUUUUCAUAAUUUUUUCUUACACCAGAAUACUAAUAAUAGCCUUUCAGAGUUCUCAAGAAGUCAGAAAGAAAGCUGCUAAGACAUGCACACCUCACUUGUUAGUUCUGAUGAGUUUCUCCUGUUUAUGUGCAUUUGAUGUAAUCAUAGUCCGUCUGGGAUCAAACUUUACAAAAGUUGUUCGUCUAGUGAUGACUUUACAGGUGAUAUUGUAUCAUCCUCUUUUUAAUCCAAUCAUAUAUGGCUUGAAAGUGAAGGAAAUAUCCAAACAAUUGAAAAGGUUGUUUCAUGAAGUUUUAGUUUUAAAGUUGAAGAAUUGA
This is a messenger RNA of Cyprinodon variegatus (sheepshead minnow), 936 nucleotides long. RefSeq names its product olfactory receptor 4K3-like. Gene Ontology annotation, cellular component: membrane. The record is from RefSeq and is a predicted model, not a curated record. Gene Ontology annotation, molecular function: olfactory receptor activity; G protein-coupled receptor activity. NCBI's taxonomy places the organism in Eukaryota, Metazoa, Chordata, Actinopteri, Cyprinodontiformes, Cyprinodontidae. The transcript has a single exon. Gene Ontology annotation, biological process: G protein-coupled receptor signaling pathway. The coding region runs from base 1 to 936 and encodes 311 amino acids.